UAUUCACAGCUCAGUGCUCCGCGAGGCAUCAGGAUACGAAGCAGCCACCUGAGGAUCACUUCCUACGCUCUUCCUGAGCUGUUCUUCUCCACCAAUACCCUUCAGACACACACAGGCGAGUUGAGCAAUGGGUGAAAGGCGCGUGCUGCUGUUGGCUGUGGCUGUGGCUGUGGCUGUAGCGGGGAUGACGACAAGUACCGCGGCAGAACUUGCUGGCUGCACCCACAAUGACCAAUGCGAACCACUUUCUUGCUGCCGCAUAAGACGCAUAAGGUUCCCCACCUCUAGAUGCUCUCCACUCGGGACUGUAGGAUCACUCUGCUUCCCAUUCAACACCGAAACUACCUCCUACCGUAUCCUCUACCCUAACAGAGCCUACCGGGAUGUUGAAAAGGGGCACCUCGACAUGUGCCCUUGCCAGGCUGGCCUCGUCUGCCACAAGAACGAAUGCCGCCCAGAAGAUGAAGUCACCACCCACGGCCGGGAGCAAGACAAUCUCUCCUUGGAGUUCUAUUAGCUAUCGGAACCUGCCACCAUGUGCUGUGUUAUUUAUCAGUGCCAUGGUUCCUUCAUAUCAUGAUUUCUGACGUUCUUAUUAUAGAAGCUCAAGUUGUUAGGGCGUGGGUCGUAUGUCAAACGUCUCACGCCGGCCAGCCAGAGCAUUGCUUCCUUGGAAAUGUUGCACUGUUAGCUAUUUAAAAGCCUCGGCUUUAUAUGGGCUGCUUUGCUAUUUAAAAAUAUAUUUAAUCUAUGUUUUAACUCAUGCAAAGUAUAAUAAAGCGUGUUUCAAG
Molecule: messenger RNA, 791 nt
Organism: Scylla paramamosain (green mud crab)
Lineage: Eukaryota; Metazoa; Arthropoda; Malacostraca; Decapoda; Portunidae
Product: astakine-like
Exons: 4
Coding region: 128-517 (129 amino acids)
Source: RefSeq, a predicted model, not a curated record